CAUGUUUUCAUCCUUGCAGGGGGAGGGAGGGUUGGCUAAGAGGCAAAGUGGGGGGAGAAACAGACACACACGGGGCCUACUUGCCACCUCUUUUCAUGCGAAGAAGCUGUGCCGCUAAACCACCGGUUUUUGGUUUCCCAAAACAACUCCGGCCCGGGCCUCAGUCCGCGGUCUAGAGUUUGAUUGCGGGCGGUUUUGAGACUGAAGCCCGUCGGCUUGUAGCUGUUAGACAGCCCCUGCACCCCACCACCAUCAUGGGAGACAGUAGAGAUUCCCACAGCCCAGACAGUUCGUCUAUGUCCUCCCCUCCAUCAGACCAGCGCUCACCUCCGCUGGUUCCCUCAGCUGCUUCCAUGACCUCCCUGCCUCCCAUCACCACCUCAGGGGUCAACAGCCCCAUCAGUAGCAUCGGCUCCCCCUUUUCUGUCAUCAGUUCUUCGCUGGGCUCGCCGUGUCUACCUGGUACGCCAUCGGUGGGCUACGGCCCCAUAAGCAGCCCACAGAUCAACUCAACAGUGUCCAUGUCGGGGCUUCAUGCAGUGAGCAGCUCCGACGAUGUGAAACCUCCGUUAGGCUUGAAGCAGCUGUCGUGUCACAGUCCAGGGCCGAUGCUUUCGCAGAAACGGCUUUGUGCCAUCUGUGGAGACCGAUCCUCUGGUAAGCACUAUGGUGUGUACAGCUGUGAGGGCUGUAAAGGCUUCUUCAAGCGCACAGUACGCAAAGACUUGACCUACACUUGUCGGGACAGUAAAGACUGUAUGGUGGAUAAGAGACAGAGGAACCGCUGCCAAUACUGCCGCUACCAGAAGUGCCUGGCCAUGGGCAUGAAGAGAGAAGUGGCCACGAUGAACGACAGAUCUGUACAAGAGGAAAGGCAGAGGAACAAGGAACGAGAGGGCGAGAUGGAGUCGUCUAGUGCGGUGAACGAGGAGAUGCCAGUGGAGAAGAUUUUGGAAGCGGAGAUGGCUGUAGAGCAAAAGACCGAGCUUCAUGCAGACGGAAGUUCAGGUGGCAGCUCUCCCAACGAUCCUGUCACCAACAUCUGUCAGGCAGCAGACAAGCAGCUCUUCACCCUGGUGGAGUGGGCUAAGAGGAUCCCUCACUUCUCUGAGCUGGCCCUGGACGAUCAGGUCAUCCUGCUACGUGCAGGCUGGAAUGAACUCCUGAUUGCAUCGUUUUCUCAUCGCUCCAUCUCGGUGAAGGACGGCAUUUUACUGGCCACCGGCCUGCAUGUCCACAGGAACAGUGCUCACAGUGCAGGUGUUGGAGCCAUCUUUGACAGGGCGCACAAUGCCGAGGUUGGGGCCAUAUUUGACAGAGUAUUGACAGAGCUUGUAAGUAAGAUGAGAGACAUGCAAAUGGACAAGACGGAGCUCGGCUGCCUUCGUGCCAUCAUCCUUUUCAACCCAGAUGCCAAGGGCUUGUCCAACCCCAGCGAGGUGGAGCUCUUGAGAGAGAGGGUGUACGCAUCUCUUGAGUCUUACUGCAAACAGAAAUACCCAGAUCAGCAGGGCAGGUUUGCAAAGCUCCUCCUCCGGCUCCCAGCACUGCGCUCCAUUGGUCUGAAGUGCCUGGAGCAUCUGUUCUUCUUUAAACUGAUCGGAGACACGCCCAUCGACACCUUCCUGAUGGAGAUGCUAGAGGCGCCUCAUCAGAUCACCUAGAGGAGCCAGGUUCAGUCCGGUCAGGAUCCGAUGCACAGCGGGAUUACCAACACGUCACCCCAUGUUGGGUCUCUGGCUCCUCUCAUUGGGCCUCACUUAAAACUGCAGGACCUGCUGGCUUUAAUGUACCGGCUCUCUCGCACACACACACGCACGCAAACACACACACACACACGCACACGCACACACACACACGCUGUCUAAUUAUGUUCACACAUGCAGAGCCUAAUUUGCAUACGUGAAUUGAAAUGCAAACAUAAUCAAUACACAGAUGAUAUGGCUCUGAAUGAACUAUGCUAAUACACACUCAAACACACAUUUACACCUUUUCCCAUAAUCAGUUUUCCACCGUGGGGGUUAAGAUUCAAGGAAUAUAUCUCCUUUUUAUCACACAUAUUCAGUAAAUGUCUUAAUUUUAAGUUAGCCUUCAAUUUCACAUCCUCAUCUCCCAGUGGGUUUCUGCUUCUGCGUAACUGGUACAUUUUCCCUGUUUUUAAUUGGGUUACUUAGUUUCACUGCUAGCAGCAUCUGUGUAUUUAUCCAUCACUAUCUGGUUAGUUAUUCAUGUAUGGUUUUAGCUUAAAAUCAGGUGCGUAGCAUUUAAAUCAACUGCCCAUCAUCAAAGUUAUUCUCUUCUUAUUGGUCAGGAGGUGUUGUAUAAUGGACAAGCAGAUACACCCUCCCAGUGAGUUCAUCCAAUCUCAUAAACAUUGAAAUACUUUGUUUAUUUUUAAUAUUCAUGCUGAAACUGAGUUUCUAUUUUGGAGUACUGUACUCAUGAAAUGAGAGCUUUUUCCAAGGCAUUGAAAUCCAGGAAAAGGGGAGUGGGAGCACUUUGUUAAACAAAC
Molecule: messenger RNA, 2512 nt
Organism: Etheostoma cragini (Arkansas darter)
Lineage: Eukaryota; Metazoa; Chordata; Actinopteri; Perciformes; Percidae
Gene: rxrba
Product: retinoid x receptor, beta a
Exons: 13
Coding region: 255-1664 (469 amino acids)
Biological process (GO): response to retinoic acid; anatomical structure development; cell differentiation
Cellular component (GO): nucleus; RNA polymerase II transcription regulator complex
Molecular function (GO): nuclear steroid receptor activity; zinc ion binding; nuclear receptor activity
Source: RefSeq, a predicted model, not a curated record